CCUUAAAAGACGAAACCAGAUAUCCCUCCCAAACAAAUUGCCAAGCCAAAAUAUCCCUCCCAAGCACAUUGCCCUUGUUUCCUUCUGUAAACCUCCAUUUCUCUUCUUCUCUCCUCUUUUUCACUCCAGUAACAGCAGCCACAGCCAUGUUUGAACAAUCUGUGUCAUUUAUACCCUCGAUUUGGUCCUCCAUGAACAGUUGGUUCACCCCCACUGUUCUUUUUGUCUUCCUCAACCUCGUGAUUGGAACCAUCGCUAUUACUUCUAGCUUGGCUAAUGCCCACAAGCAACAAGACCACCCACAGCAUCACCAAAUCCCUAGAUCUCCAUCUGUGUUGCAGAGGCUCAAAUCUGUCAACUUUUACACUUACAGAUCCCCCCAAUCCAACACCAACUUCGCUCAAACUCCAGCUAUGGACUCUCUUCUCACUCCUCAGCAACUUCAGUCUACGACUGGAUCUCCUCUGCUACAAAGGCUCAAGUCCAUUAACCUCAAUAGCUAUUUUUCUCAAGAAUCUUCUACUUUGCCCAAAACGCAAGAAGCAGAAAGACAAGAAGAACCAAAAGAAGAAAAGGAAGGAGAUGAAUGCAUUCAAAAUGAAGCAGCAGAGACUCCUGAUCUUGAUGAGGUAUCUGGGCAACUGAAGGGCAGCCAAGUAAGCAGAACUAAAUCUGAUACCAAACCAGUGGGGGGAGAGAUGCCCAAGAGCCUACCAAAGAAAAUGAAGAAGUCUGCGAGUACAGAGUCUGCUUUUUCUCACUUUGAAGAAGAGGAUCUUGUUGAGAGUCGUACGCCAGCAACUGCUAAAGAAGGGAAAGGGAAAGCGACCCAAGUUGUUGAUGAUGAAGUGGAUGCUAAAGCUGAUGACUUUAUCAACAAGUUCAAGCAGCAGUUGAAGCUGCAGCGGAUUGAUUCCAUUAUGAGGUACAAGGAGAUGAUCACUAGAGGAAGUGGAAACUAAACUAGCUAGGGCUUGGGGUUUUGUUGAUUAUUAUUAUUUUUGUUUAAAUUAAAACUCUAGGAGUUUAUUUCUUAGGAUGUAACUGCAGAUCUACUGCAUAUGUUUGACGAACAUUUUGUUCAGAGUUAUGUCACUGAUAUUUUCAGUCUCA
Messenger RNA from Mangifera indica (mango), 1113 nucleotides. RefSeq names its product pathogen-associated molecular patterns-induced protein A70-like. Bases 147 to 962 code for a protein of 271 amino acids. The record is from RefSeq and is a predicted model, not a curated record. The transcript is spliced from 2 exons. Lineage: Eukaryota; Viridiplantae; Streptophyta; Magnoliopsida; Sapindales; Anacardiaceae.